This is a messenger RNA of Penicillium canescens, 324 nucleotides long. Its product is annotated as RPEL repeat-containing protein. The coding region runs from base 1 to 324 and encodes 107 amino acids. The record is from RefSeq and is a predicted model, not a curated record. The transcript has 3 exons. NCBI's taxonomy places the organism in Eukaryota, Fungi, Ascomycota, Eurotiomycetes, Eurotiales, Aspergillaceae.
AUGCAGGAUCUCAAGAACCGCCACAUCCUGCUGGAUACCAAUGUGGCCCCAGCUCUCCAGUCUGCCCGCCAGGAACUGGAUCGCCAGCGUGCUUCCGAUAGCUUGAAGAAGAGCUUGGAGAAGAGACCUGAGAAGGAUGAGCUGGUUGAGCGCAAUAUCCUCCCCGCCUCAUCGGCCGCUCCCGCAUUGCAAGCCCAUGCUCGCGAACUCGAGAAGCACAUGUUGGCCGAUAAUCUCGAGCAUAAGAUCCAGAAUCGGCCACAGCCCGAAGAGCUUAUUUCGCAGGGUAUCUUGUCCGAAGAUGAGGAUCCUCGCUCGGCCUGA